Ambispora leptoticha is the source of this 345-nucleotide messenger RNA. Lineage: Eukaryota; Fungi; Glomeromycota; Glomeromycetes; Archaeosporales; Ambisporaceae. The record is from the annotation of a GenBank genome assembly.
UUACUCUUCGAAGAAUUUAUUAAUGACCAAGCCUGGGAUGAAGUUUUACUCAAAGACCUUUUGGACACUAAUCAAAAACAACCAUUAGACUAUAACCAAAGUAUUAAAAAGAAAAGGAAAAAUAAAAAGAUAAUAAUUGUUGACCAAAUUAUUGAAGAACUAAAAAUCGAAUGUGAAACAAGUGAAGAAAGAAGCUCACCAUUUGGGAAUGAAAAUAACUUAUCAACUGUGAUCAGAAUUAUAAACCAAAUUCAUUGUAUUGGAAAACAGAAGAGAUACCGAGCACAGAUAGAUCGUUUAGAAGCAGCAUUCUAUCUGGGAAAAUUAAAGAAGGAAAAUGAAUAA